CCGGAUCUGCCCCUAAUAUGGAAUCUUGACUAGAUUUCUAGCGACAGCUGGUUUAGCAGAAUGUAAAGCUUCAGCCAGUGUGACGAUUCAACGUUGUGUUUAUGUGUUAUCCCCAACUUUCUAUGGGGUUUCUCUGGGCUGCGUAGCAGCUUCUUCAAAGGAGCACCAUGGCCAUGUGGAUGCAGGCUCAACAGCUGCAGGGAGAAGCCUUACACCAGAUGCAGGCGCUGUAUGGCCAGCAUUUUCCCAUCGAAGUGCGGCACUACUUGGCCCAGUGGAUAGAGGGGCAACUUUGGAAUUCAGUAGAGUUGGAUAACCCAGCAGAGGAAACCAAAGCCAAGCGCCUUCUGGAUAACCUGGUGGCGGAGCUCCUGAGGAAAGCACAGCUUCAGGGAGGGGAGGAUGGUUUUCUUCUCAAGAUCAAGCUGGGACACUAUGCAAAUCAACUAAAGAACACAUAUGACCGCUGUCCUUUGGAGCUUGUACGCUGCAUCAAACACAUCCUGCUCUCUGAGCAGCAGUUGGUUCAAGAAGCUUCAAAUGUGAGUUGUGCGAGUGGGGGGCAGGUUCUGGACAGCCUCUCCCAGCGGCAUCAGCAGAUCAACCAGUCCUUCGAGGAGCUCCGAUUAGCCACACAGGAGACUGAGAAUGAAUUGAGAAAGCUUCAGCACAGCCAGGAGUAUUUCAUCAUCCAGUACCAGGAAAACCUGCGUCUCCAGGCCCAGUUGAGCAGUUUGAGUUCCCUGCCUCCAGCAGAGCACACCCAACGGGAAACCACUCUACAAAACAAGAGAACUACUUUGGAGACCUGGCUGGCCAGAGAAGCGAGCACACUACAGAAAUACAGGCUUGAUCUGUCAGAACAACACCAGAAAACCCUGGCCGUUCUUAGGAAACAACAGACUUUGAUCCUGGAUGAGGAGCUUAUCCAGUGGAAGAGGAGGCAGCAGCUAGCAGGCAAUGGGGGUCCUCAUGAGGGAGGACUAGAUAUCCUCCAGUCUUGGUGUGAGAAGCUGGCAGAUCUAAUCUGGACUAACAGGCAGCAAAUCCGACGCUGUGAACAUCUUACUCAACAACUUCCUCUGCCAGGCCCCAUGGAAGAUCUACUUAACAAACUCAAUGCUGACAUUUCAGAUAUCAUCUCUGCCUUAGUCACUAGCACCUUCAUCAUUGAAAAGCAACCGCCCCAGGUGUUAAGGACCCAGACCAAGUUUGCAGCCACAGUGCGCCUUCUGGUGGCCGGGAAACUCAAUGUCCACAUGAAUCCACCUCAAGUCAAGGCUGUCAUUGUUAGUGAGCAACAGGCCAAAGCUCUACUGAAGAAUGAGAGCACACACAGUGAAAGUAGUGGGGAAAUCCUGAACAACAACUGUGUCAUGGAGUAUCACCAGGCCACAGGCACCCUCAGCGCACACUUCAGAAACAUGUCUCUAAAGCGGAUCAAGCGUUCAGACCGCCGAGGAGCAGAGUCAGUGACGGAGGAAAAGUUCACUGUUCUGUUUGAGUCACAGUUCAGCAUUGGAGGCAAUGAGUUGGUUUUUAAUGUCAAAACUUUAUCACUACCAGUAGUAGUGAUAGUUCAUGGUAGUCAGGACAACAAUGCCACAGCAACAGUACUAUGGGACAACGCUUUUGCUGAACCAGGCAGGGUUCCAUUUGUCGUGCCAGACAAAGUUCUAUGGACCCAACUUUGUGAGGCACUUGAUAUGAAGUACAAAGCAGAAAUGCAUAGUGAACAUGGGCUGUCAGAGGAUAAUCUGGUCUUCUUGGCACAGAAAGCUUUCACAAGUACAAAUAAUAAUGCAGAAGAAUUCCGCAACAUGACCAUAUCAUGGGCCCAGUUUAACAGGGAAAGCUUACCUGGACGUAACUUCACCUUCUGGCAGUGGUUUGAUGGUGUUAUGGAACUCAUGAAGAAACAUCUCAAGCCUCAUUGGAAUGAUAGGGCCAUCCUGGGUUUUGUUAACAAGCAACAGGCACAGGACAUGCUAAUGUCCAAACUUAACGGCACAUUCCUGCUAAGAUUCAGCGACUCUGAGAUUGGUGGUAUCACCAUUGCUUGGGUGGGUGAGAACCCCAACAAACCAGGUGAAAAGCACGCAUGGAAUCUGUUGCCUUAUACAACUAAGGACUUCUCCAUUCGAUCCUUAGCUGACCGCAUCAGUGAUCUGAAUCAUCUUCUGUUUCUCUAUCCUGACCGGCUCAAAGAUGAGGUCUUUGCCAAGUACUACACGCCUCAACUAUCAAAAGCAGUGGAUGGUUACGUAAAACCACAGAUCAAACAAGUUGUGCCUGAAUUCACCACUCCAAACCCUGAACCGAGCGGAACAACUCCCAUCUUCAUGGACCAGACAUCUUCUCCCCCUGUUGUCAACCCCAACAAUUUUACCGCCUUCCCCUCAAUGGCAGACACCAUGAUGGAUGCAGAGGCAGAUUUUGACCUGGAUGACACCAUGGAUGUGGCUCGACAUGUGGAGGAGCUGCUCCGUAGGCCCAUUGCUAACCAAUGGAGUAGUCAGCAGUCCUGAAUGAGACAAAUGCCAUCACCCAUGUGACCGUGUCACCAGAGACACCCCAAGGGACUUUAUAGACGGGACUUUGUGUAAAGAUAACAGUCAGGUAUUGAAUUGCCUUUUGUUUAUCCCCGUUUACACUGCACACCAAAUCAGAUGGUUUUUGCCCGCAAGUGACACAGAUCUGAUUUUUUAAACACUUCAAAGUGCUUCAAAUCUGAUAUUUUUGCACCAGGAGGUAGUCCAAAUCCGAUUGGAAUCUGAGGUUUUUAAAUAUGACUUCAGUCUAAACGCAAUGAUUCGUAUGUGACUUUUUCAUCAGCUUUGUGUGAGCUAUGUCAUUCGUGUGAGCAGGAAAAGACAGACUGCCAGCGGAAGUGGAUAUUUCAUCACAACAUCCGGUUACAGAAAGCUUUUUUCGACGGACAAAUUUUCGGUGCAUCACUAGUAAAUAGUGUGAAAAUAAUAGGCUAAAUGUAAUAUAUGGAUAUGUAUUUUGAUUCCGGAGAAAUAACGAUUAAAAAAAACAAAACAAAAUUGACACUGUGGCGUAAUUGUUUAAGUAACCGUAAUUGCUUACAUGUUCCGUACAUUGCAUUAAUUGUUUACGUAAAUGUGUGGAAAAAUAAAACUAAAGUAGAUCCACACUAAUGUCUGUGUUGCCUCUACUUAACAACCAUAAAAGGAUUACAACCCUCCAAAAUAUAUUACACUAUAUAUGUUCAUUCACACAUUACAUUAGUUACUUUUAUUUUCACAUAUGAAAACACUCAUUUUUACUUUAUUUUAUUUUGUAGUAGUUCUAGCGACUUCCUUGUUCGUUCACGGAAUCCAGUCAACUUUCUUUGUUUACAUUUCAGCAAACUGCGUCAAGGUCACGUUGGGGCCACAUUGGGGCCUGUGUGCGUUUAUACUGGUGUCCGGUAAAGAUCACAUUUUACUUACAGUGUAAACAAUCUGCUAGAAAAAAUCAGAUUUGGACCACUUUGGCCUGCAGUGUAAACGUGGUCUUAGUGUGUUUUAGUAUGUUUGUAUGGAGUAAAAAAUCAGAAACCUGUUGGCACUAUUUGGUGAUGGCCAAAAAUGUCUGGGUUUUUUGUCAGAUAUAAAUCUUACUAAUACAAAAGAACAGGAUUAUAGAUACCCACAUCAACUUCAGUAUUAAUGUAAAAAAAAAAAUACAUAAGCUCAUCCACCUUUUUCUUCAUGUAGUAAUUGUGUACCGGUAAUGUUUUAAUGUGUUAUAGGGAUGCUCAUUUACCUGUCCAAUUGUACAGACAAUUGGGUAAACUGCAUGCAAUGUAUAUAGAAAGUAUAUCAAAAACAAACAUUUUGCAUUUUAAACUGCUAUUACAUUGAUAGAACUGUUUUGUUUUUUAUGUUUGCCUAAAUGUAUUCCAGAAAAGUGAGGUGUGUACAGUAUACGUAUAGACAUAUGGUCAGGAGACUAGCAUCUCUGUCAUUGCCAAAGCAACCAUGUAUGGCCUUCUCUGGUGGUCAGUACUUUUAGGGAACUCGUCUGGACUUAUCGUGUUUAGGCACGGCUUUACACCUUCUGAACAGUAAACAUACAAGAAAUGGCAAAUUAGAUGAUAACCUUACAGACUUUAGCAACUUUAAGAUUAGCCAAAAGCUAAUUUCCUUACUGAUGAUUUGGCAACAGUGUACACCAAAAUAUUGGCAUAAAAAAAGGGACUCCACUUAGUAUAGUGGGAAAGUUUGUAUGUGAACUUGUUUUUCACAAAGGGACCUGAUCGUUUGCCACAAGCAUGAACUUUUCCCAACUAUUUUUACUGACCUUAAAUGCAACAUGAGCGUGGAUGAAUGAACAAUAAGUGCAAUAAAUGUAUUUUUUUACUCGUUACACUUAGACGUUGAGUGAAGUAAUACAAUCAUAGCGAUCGAAUAUUAACAACGAAAUUCUCACAUUUACACUGACAAUGUGGCCUGCACUGCAAAUUUUCAGACAUCGGCUUCAUUGGACUGUCAAAAUCUGGCAUUUUGCCGACUAAUACUAACCUAACAGUACCUAAACACAAGCAACUCUGUCGCACUCAAGUUAAUAAGUAACCUAUUGGUAGCAUUUCAAGGUCCAAGGGGCCUUUCCUUAUUUGUCAUUAUCAGAGUGUAUAAAUAUACACAAAAAAUGAAAGGCUGUUCUCAACUAGUGCUUCAGAGCAAAAAGUAAUAAAAUUUAUGAAAACAUAUGUAUGAUGCAACAUAUUCAAAUUAUAUUAGAUAGUACUUUAUUUAUUCUGAAGGAACUCUCCUGACGGAAUAAAUAAAGUACUAUCUAAUAUAAUUUGAAUAUGUUGCAUCAUACAGCUCUGUGAGGCUAGCUAGCAUCGUCACUAAUAUUAACAUUUACAGUUGCAGUACUUGUACGAACGUAACUAAAAUAAUCCAAAUAUAUAUAUUUGGAAUGUUAUGUUGGUAUUAAUCCAUGCAUUCUUUAGGUUCUGACCUUUUCCUUGCCUUUAACCACAGUGGCUUACUCUUCACUAGAGGGAGACAAAGCACAAGAAACUAGAGAAAUUACUGUACAGUAAAACAUUACUAGACUAACUCACUUUUAAAUCAAUACAUUUCAUGGUAAUGAUGUCAGUAAUGUACCAGCCAUCUGUGAGAAAUGGAAAAGUUCUAUUGCCUUGAAGCCUAAACCCACGUUAGAAAACUACAAACAAGGUUUGGCACCCCACUGAAAAAGAAAAGAGUCACAAGGAAUAGUUAACAUGACAAAUGUUGAACUCCAAUAUGGAACAAAUGUAUCAGACCACCAAUUGUAUUUAUUUAAUUUGAAUUUAUGAACAGAAUAUGCAUCUCAAACUAUUAAAAUUAAACAUUUUGAAAUGUUUAUUUUAAAAAAUGUAAUUGUUUUAGUUUACUUGACAAAUAAAUAACCUAAACAUUUUUAGUUUUUAACAUAUAUUUAGUAUAUUUUUUCAAUAGAUGUUUUUUGUUAGUUUUUUUUUUAAACACAGAUUUGUCCAGCACUAUACAAUGGUUGUGUAGCUCUCGUAUCCUUUAUUUUUCUGUAUAGGGCUUAUUUGAAAAAAAAAAAAAAAAAGUCUGGAUACAGCUGCCUUACAGUGAGUUUCCAUAUGUGGUUACUUGCCUCGUUUAUAUGACCCUUCUGAAAAAUAUUCAAUGCCUGUUAUCAUGCUGCCUUUCCUAUAUUCAUCAUAGAGUCAACAUGAGCUUUUUGCCAGAUUUUUAACGACUAUACAUUGGGGAGAACAAGUAUUUGAUUCCCAUGUGAUAUUUUAAUAGAAGAUGUAUUUUUACAGAAAGAGACAGAAUAUCACUCAUUUCCCCCAUUGUAUAAAACAUUUCUCCCAAAAGCAAGUUGCAGUGCUUACAGACCGCUCUACAUUGGAUUUCAUCACUCUGUCUUGACUGUCCUUACUUAACCUACCGUAUUUAUAAAUGGUUGAUUUAUAUAGGCUAGUAAGGUAAAGUUUUGUACCUGACAAGUAGCCUAUAUAAAUCAACAUUUUAUAAAUACAUGUCAGUAGGCUAAAUAAACCUCUACAACAUUCUUAACCUACUGUAUGGUCUGGAGGACAGCCGCACCUACUAAAUUUUAGAAGAACCUUUUUUUCCCCAUAUAUUAGCCCCACCGGACUAUAAGCCGCAGAUAUAUAUGUUGUGGAAUUAGUUAUAUACACAGACAUAUUCUGUAAAUGUUUAUUUACUUACCUUAAUACCUUAAUUGUUCACAAUUUGUGUCUGUAACACAGCAGUAAAACAAAUGAACACACAAAAGACAAGCAAUCGCCAUGGACCCAAUCAGCUAAACAGACUCAAUAACUACACUGUGACGUUUUUGGCAAGGUUACUGAGGAAACAAUACAAAAAUAAUGCUAUUGUAAGUUAAUAAUACUAACACUGACAGUUUUCAACGUGUUAGCAUAUUAGCUUAUGCUAACUACGCUAGUGUCAUUACAUUACGAUAGCACAUACAAAAAUGCAUGAAAACACUGACAGAUAUCACACUUGGGACGGCUUAGUAAGUAAGAAUUGUUUUAGGUAUAUUGGAAAACUUAUAAACAUUAAUUGCAGUGAUAAGUGAAGAGUCAUUACGAGUAGAAACGCUAAGGACGGCUGAAAUGUAAAAAGGCACUGCUCGUAAAUGGAAAGACACUUGCAGUGAGCGAACUUGAUCAUAAGCUGGCGCCGUAGCACAAACAAUAAUACAUUUUCUAGGUGUAUUUGUUUGUUUUUUGGGGGCUUUUUUAACAAUUUUUUUUAAAUACAUAAAUUAGCCGCACCAUCUUAUGAGCUACAGGGUUCAAAGUGUAAGAAAAGAGUAGCGGCUUACGGUCCGGAAUUUACAGAAAAUUAAAGGUAUUCUAGUAGAUGCCUUUCUUGUUGCUGCCUAAAUGCAGUGCAAUAUUAAGGUAGAAGACGGGUAUUUUGAUUAAGGUCAAGUAAGGAGAGUCAAGCAAGAAUGUAGUAUUUAUGGUCACUCUGAAUGUGAAUAAAGGGGUUUAGUUUUUUGUUUUGUUUUUAUUGUGGACCCUAAUCGUGCUUAGUGAAUACUAAAUAGUCAAAAUUAAAACAGAUCGUUCUUUAUGGAGAAAAUGCAUAUGCCUCAUAAUGGCAUGGUUUUAAGUGAACAAUUGCUGAUCUUUUGAUUGUGAAAUGAAAUGGAAACAUUUUCCGGGUUGUAUUCACUAUGAUCUGGCCCUGCUUUAGGGAUUGCUAAGGGACAAGACUGUUCAGUACAGUAUAGGACUUUUAGAGACAUGCCAGGUAUGUAAGGCUCAGGUGCCAUUUGUGGCCAUUUUGGUCGUUGGUAUAUUCGAAAAAUUGAAUACAGUAAAGCCUUGUUUAUUGCGGUCAAUUGGUUCUGGACCUGACCAUGGUAAAUUUAUUUCCGCAAGGAAGGAAUUUUCAUUAAAAACGUAAUAUUUUUAUAGCUACGGCAUAAAAUAACAUAUUUACUACCUUCAAAAUACAAUUAACGUGACAUAAUACCUAGAUGUAAAAUAAUGCCCACAUGGUCACUUUUACACUCGUUAUAUCCAAUAUUGUAAAACGUCCUGAGACUGAGUCAAUCAGUGGCCAUGAUGGUGAACAGCAUUCUGAUAUAUUUGGUCAUAUCUCGUGGCCAGUACGGCUGUAAUAUUUAGAAUUUUAGUUCGUUUAGCCAUUUUUAUGCUUGAAAAUCAUUAGGUAAAAGUUUUGUGACAAAUACGUAGAAUUUGCCCAAUAUGUCAAGGGAUGAGAGAUGUUAUACUAAUAAUGCUUUGUCAGCUAUAACACAGUAGCUCAAUGUAAGUUAUUUUCAAAUAGCUUAGCAUAUAUUGACCUUCAUUGAAUUGGUUUUACUAACUUUGAAGGACAAAGGUAGUUCUUUUUUUUUUUUUGUAUGCAGCCCUCGGUCGAAAAAGUUCGGAUACCCCUAGUUUUAAGGAUGUGAAUUAAAAAUACACCGAAACCUCAAGGAAACAUGCUGUGACAAAAAGCCAAACUAGCCUCAAAUUAUUUUAACAUGGUAUACUAUAUUAACUGUACAUAAUGUCCUGUGGAUUCACACUGUACAGUAGGGAGGGUAUUCAUAUGACCCCUUUCCUGGGUGGAUCUUGUGAAGAGGAAGGGGGGGGGGGGCUUAAUCGUUGCAAUGCAUUCUGCUGAAAAUGAUGGAAAGCACCACUCUACAUAGCAACUGAUGCUGUGCUCAAAGUUGAAAUUGCCACAAAACAUAUUUUAGGAUAUUCAACAUUCUCCUGCCAUCCCCCAAUUUGUCACGUUUCAUGUGUCAGGUUAACUGUGACCAAUAAGGCCAUAUGAAUCCCCUUCCUACUGUAAUUGGGCGGUUAUCAGUGAGGAAGCACUCAUGCUCACAUUAACAAUUUGUGUUAAUGCUUGUGUCGACAUAUAAAACUACAUGUCUUACGUGGGCUGCCCAAGUUCCUGCCGUUUGUACAGUCUGUAGCUUGCUUGUACAAAUUAUGCUUUAUUUUUUUUGUUUGAGUUUUGUGAAUAUGGGAAAUUAAAAGUAUUUUUUGUCAGUUGGUUGGUGUUUCUUAAUCGACAUGAUCAUUCUCACCACUUGUUGGGCUUGAAUAAUGAAACAAAACUACAAGGAGCAAUUGUCAAGCAGACAAAUAUGAAAUUAUCUGUGCAUUGUACAAUACGAACAUACUGAAAAUGUUUUGUUUUGAAUAAAGUACAACUUUUUAUUGGCUGAAGUGAA
This is a messenger RNA of Nerophis ophidion (straightnose pipefish), 8715 nucleotides long. RefSeq names its product signal transducer and activator of transcription 5B-like. The transcript is spliced from 19 exons. Gene Ontology annotation, biological process: cell surface receptor signaling pathway via JAK-STAT; defense response; growth hormone receptor signaling pathway via JAK-STAT. The coding region runs from base 168 to 2528 and encodes 786 amino acids. The record is from RefSeq and is a predicted model, not a curated record. Gene Ontology annotation, molecular function: DNA-binding transcription factor activity, RNA polymerase II-specific; RNA polymerase II cis-regulatory region sequence-specific DNA binding. NCBI's taxonomy places the organism in Eukaryota, Metazoa, Chordata, Actinopteri, Syngnathiformes, Syngnathidae.